AUGAUUGGGCGUUCACUGACCACAGGUGAAGUGUCCAGGUCUGAUGGUCUGGACUCUGGUCCCAGGAACUCCUCUGCCCCGCCCCUGACCCAGUGUUCUCCCGUGCCUCUGCCGGCCCUGGGCACCCAGAAAAUCCUGCAGGGCAACGGCACGUCCGUGGGCACCGUCAUCGUCCGGCAGUGUCCGACCAAACACCGGCUGAUGGGGAAACGUCUGACGUGUGUCGUGGACAGAAACCUCACCCGCUGGGAGGGGGAGUCCUACUGUCAACCUCUGAGUCCGUUCUCCGACGAUGGGUUCCACGUGGCCGUGGUGGCGUCCAUCCUCAGCGUGGCCGUCAUCCUGCUCAUGUCCAUGGCCUUCAUCACCUGCUGCUGGGUCGACUGCAACAUAGAGAGCGAGAAGAAGAAACAGAGCCUCAAAGAAACAAACAACAACAACAACAACAACAGCAGCAGCAACAACAGCAAGGCCAACAGGUGGCGUCCUCAGGACCAUAAACACAUCUUCAGAUGUCCACAAAACUUUGUCCAAGUACCGGUCUUCACCCAUGGAUGGCGCUCUCUGCUCAUUGCUCCACUUGGGAAUGACUACAACCAACCUCUGCCAGGACAGAAUCUUCACCAGAACCAGAACCAGUACCAGUACCAGAACUCAGGGCCGUCUGUGUCCUGCGGUCAGAACCACAGUUGGACUUCUCCGUCCACAGCACCAGAACCAGAGGUGGAGCAGCGGUGCGGAAGACUCCAGAACCUUCUGUCCACUGAAGAAAACGUCGUCAUGAAGAGUUUAGAUCCAGCAGAAGAAUUCUCUCUCAGACUCAUGUCAGUGUGAACGACAGACGGACCAGAAGUCAGGACCAGGAACCACAGACAGCGUAUGAACUCUCCUGCUGCCUGGAUCUGAACUGUACAGUAAACCUUACUAGUUUAACUAGUUAAACCUGCAGCAUGAGGUGGUGGAGAAGCUGAGACUGUGUUCGUGUUCAAACUCAUUAAAGCGUUUUUCCUCCGUCGUCUGUGUUCGUUCAGUGUAUUAUAUUAUUCUUUUCCAGGAGCUUGUGGACGUGUGCAGUACCACGGACACUCACAGGGGCGCUGUUGCCCCGUGUAGCUAUCGUCCGCCCAUAAAGAGAACAAGAAGAAGACAAGGAGGAAACAACAACAGAAGUGUUUGAAGCGGGGACAAGAAGUCGUCGUCCACACGCUGCUGUGUCUCUAAUGUCCACACGGGGACCAAUACCGUCUCUUAUUGUUGUUAUUAUUUGGACCUCCUCCUCCGCGGGAACUCCUCCACUGCCGCCAUGUUUGUUACGAUCUGAGAAAGUUACGGCGACCGGAAAUGAACUCUGAACUCAGCGCUGUCCUCUAGCGGAUGCAUUUCUUAACAACAACGUUAAAUGUAAGGGUCAUUGAAACGCUCUCACUCCGUUUGACAUUUAAAUAUGUGAAUAAAACACGAGCUGUAACAAAGGUAACUCAUGGCUGGAGUAGAUUUCAGUCAAAGGAAAGUGUUUCUUUAAUAAAGUCCAGGGAAUAUUCUGGA
Molecule: messenger RNA, 1545 nt
Organism: Cynoglossus semilaevis (tongue sole)
Lineage: Eukaryota; Metazoa; Chordata; Actinopteri; Pleuronectiformes; Cynoglossidae
Gene: susd3
Product: sushi domain containing 3
Exons: 6
Coding region: 1-834 (277 amino acids)
Cellular component (GO): plasma membrane
Source: RefSeq, a predicted model, not a curated record